Tripterygium wilfordii is the source of this 2209-nucleotide messenger RNA. RefSeq lists its product as uncharacterized. The coding region runs from base 191 to 1906 and encodes 571 amino acids. The record is from RefSeq and is a predicted model, not a curated record. The transcript has 7 exons. NCBI's taxonomy places the organism in Eukaryota, Viridiplantae, Streptophyta, Magnoliopsida, Celastrales, Celastraceae.
AUUACAUUUCAGAAAAAUAAAAAAAAAAAUUUCCACCGACGGCCUCAUCUCCUUCCCCUUCUCCUUCCUUUUCCCAGAUCUCAUAAUAAGCUUUUAUAAAAUUACCUUCACUCGCACAAAAAACUUCCAUACUUACAAGCUCGUAAAGUAAUCCCAACAACAGUAGCUAAACACACACAGUUUAAAAAAAAUGAAGUACAGAGAAUCAAGAAAAAAACGACGCGUCGUUCCCACACUACUCGUAGCGUGUGCAGCUUUCACUGUUGUCGGAUUAUUGAUACUCUCCUUGAGAUCUGUUGAUCCUCCGCCGGCCAUCGAUUUCCCCACGAACAGUGUCGAUUCAGAUUCAGCUUCAGCUUCGAACACUACCGACCCGAGCAUUGGGAACGGCAGCGAGAAGAACAAAAGUGGCGAGGAAUCCAAGAAAUCGUGUGCUUCGGUGGAGGAGAUGGGCAAGCCUUUCAGGAGAGGAGCUUGGAAGGAGAGUCUCAGAGUUAGGCGAAUCAUUCAACAUCACUUUGACAUUAACGGUGCUUCAAGAGUACGCAAUCUUCCUGCAGAACAGUUCUGUGGACGUGGUUUUGUGUUGGGGAAAGCAUCGGAAGCAGGUUUUGGCAACGAGAUGUACAAGCUCUUAAAUGCUGCUGCUUUGAGCAUAAUGCUGAACCGGUCGCUGAUAAUUGGGCAAACCAGGCAUAUUGGUUCUUUCUUAGGCCUUUCUGUUUUGUUUCCACAUCGGCAUAAUCAGGGCAAAUAUCCUUUUGGAGAUCACAUUUCUUAUUCUGGUCAUUCCUUUACAAUGAGAGAACUAAAGCAUCUUUGGAGGCAAAAUAAUUGUGUGAACAAGUCUGGAAGGCAUCUGGUAAUUAGGGUGGAUGAGUUUGAGAGACCAAAAGAAACAGAUGUCCUAUGUAGCAAUUGGAAGAAAUGGAAGCAACCUAUCAUAUGGUUCCAAAACACAACAGAUGCUGUGGCCAGUCAGUUUUUCUUGAAGAAUGUACACCCAGAGAUGAGGAAUGCUGCUUUUGAUUUAUUUGGCAAGCCAGAUUCUCUCCAUACUCGGCCUAAUGUUUUUGGGGAGCUGAUGAAAGUUCUUAUAUCCCCUUCAAAGGAUGUUGAGGAGGCAGUCAAUUGGGUUCUUAGUGGUGGGAGGGAUCCUGAUAUUUCGUUGCACAUGCGGAUGCUUAUGAAUAGGUCUGUGAGAGCUCUACAGGCAGCAUUGAGUUGUGUCAGAAAAGCCAUGAAGACAUUACCGAAUGGGUCAAAACCGAGGGUGGUUUUAGUAUCAGAUACUCCCACUCUUGUAAACACUCUUGCUCAGAAUAUAAGUGAAUUUGCAGAGGUUCUUCGAUUUGAUUACAAACAUUACAGAGGAGAUAUUGCUCAAAAUAAUAAAUUGCGUAGUUUAGAUUUCCGAGUGAAGGAUUGGGGACCUGCACCUAGAUGGGUUGCAUUUGUGGACUUCUUCCUUGCAUCACGCGCAAAACAUGCUGUUGUAUCUGGGGCUCAUAAGCGUGUUGGGACUACUUAUGCCCAGUUAAUUGCAGCACUGGCUGCAGCAAACCAUCUUGGAGAAGAUUCUGCGCGUUCAAGUUUUUCAUUCUUGAGCAGCUUCCAGAGUAAUCUGUUGACAGAUGGUUUAAGGUUGCAGGUUGGAUGGGGACAUGUAUGGAACAGAUUUGCUGGUCCAUUAAGUUGCCACAACCAGCCUAAUCAAUGUGCUUUCACGCCGCUUCUCCCUCCAGCUUGGUGGGAUGAUCUGUGGCAAUCUCCCAUUCCUCGCGAUCUUCGUAGGCUUGCGACAUAUGGCAUUUUUCUAUCUGAUUUUGGCACAAUUGAUGAAGUUGAACUUCAGUCUUUCUGUAGCUCAAAGAAAAAGAAGGUGAAAACUGUCCUAAUCAUCUAAUUGAUGAAGAUGAACUACACGGUAGUGAGAUUCACACAUUUUGAUGCUUCAUUUUUUUGUUACUAUUGUAACCACACUUAUCAUUCGGAGUACUAAUUGAUGCCUACAAGCUACAGUUUCGUCAGUUAUAAGUUCUUCAUUGGUUCAGCUCCAAGGGAUUUGCUUGUCGCAGCUCAUUUAAUCCGAGAAUAGAAAUGCAGCCACGUGUCUUCUCAUUUAUUGUGUUUAUUGCCAUGUUUUACUGAUGAGAUAGAAAUGAUUUUAUUUUUUUUUGUAAAAUGAUAAAACAAAAAUGGAGGCCGA